Molecule: messenger RNA, 459 nt
Organism: Carassius gibelio (silver crucian carp)
Lineage: Eukaryota; Metazoa; Chordata; Actinopteri; Cypriniformes; Cyprinidae
Product: glial cell line-derived neurotrophic factor-like
Exons: 1
Coding region: 102-443 (113 amino acids)
Biological process (GO): negative regulation of neuron apoptotic process; peripheral nervous system development; positive regulation of branching involved in ureteric bud morphogenesis
Molecular function (GO): receptor tyrosine kinase binding; growth factor activity; glial cell-derived neurotrophic factor receptor binding
Source: RefSeq, a predicted model, not a curated record
UCUCUUGCCUCUGUCAUCCAGACAGUUUCCCCACACCACACUCAGUCUUCACACACAGAGCCAAGAGAUCUCCAAAACGGAGAGGUUUCCUUCGUAACAAGAUGGACAGAAAGAGACCGAGUCGUGACGAGAGAGAGAAGGGCAAAGGAAGAGCGUGUGCACUGAAACAAGUCCAGCUGAAAGUGUCUGAUCUGGGUCUGGGCUACCGGAGUCAGGAGGAGCUGAUUUUCAGUUACUGCAGCGGCGUGUGUAUGAACUCCCUCACAAACUAUGACAAAAUCCUCACCGGCCUCGCCAGCAACGGCAAAAACAUUCUGCACAGCUCUCCUCCCACCGCCUGCUGCCGACCUGUCGAAUACGACGACGACCUGUCCUUUCUGGAUGACAACCUCAUAUACCACACCAUGAAGAGGCACUCGGCACGGAAAUGUGGCUGUGUCUAAGAAACCGUGCCAGACA